Molecule: messenger RNA, 743 nt
Organism: Branchiostoma belcheri (Belcher's lancelet)
Lineage: Eukaryota; Metazoa; Chordata; Leptocardii; Amphioxiformes; Branchiostomatidae
Product: E3 ubiquitin-protein ligase LNX-like
Exons: 6
Coding region: 107-718 (203 amino acids)
Source: RefSeq, a predicted model, not a curated record
UGUUGUUGCACGAAUUUCAAAUUUAGGGAGACGGGAGACAUUUGUAUGUUUUUGACAUCUCUUUUGACUAUUUUCGAUAACUUUAGAGGAAAAUUUAGUGUUAGAUAUGUCAAAGAAAAGAACAAGAGGGGACGAUGGAUGUAUGGACGUGAAUCAAGCCGAAGAAGAGAGGUAUUUCCUGAACCCCGAGUCUGUGAGUGAACACCUGUACUGCUCCAUCUGCCAAGAUGUCUUCAAGGAACCACAGCGGGCACCCUGCGGACACAGCUACUGUAAACAGUGUAUCAUGGCCUGGUUACGCACAAGCAAGACUUGCCCUGAAGACAGGAGACCUGUUCGAGAAAAAGAUCUUCACUACGACUUCAUUCUUGCCAACAUUAUUGGAGACCACAUGGUGGCCUGCCCAUUCAGAAAGCUGGGCUGUGAGUUUGUAGGGAAGUUGGAGUUGCUGACAUCACACAGGAAGUCCUGCUGUUUCAACCCUGCCAACCUGCCAGAGUUCCUACUGGAGGAACCACAACCUUCUACAUCAGGCAAGGCUGCUGCAGCAGCUACAGCCUCAUCAUUAGACACCAGCAGCAGCUUCUGUACCAGUGAUGACGAGAACAAACUCCCAUCUCCUCCCAAACCAUCCCUCAAGAUGAGACUGUUUAAGAACGGGGCAAGUCAGAGGGACCUGCUCAAGAACAUGUUCGACAAGGAAAACAGACCAAAGUAGUCAGAGAAUUGUGUAAUACCUGACU